UGUCCUAUGUGUUCUCCAGGAAACCGGGUACAUAAACACUGUACAGAAUUGACAAGUACUUCCUGUGCCCCCUGUACCGACUCCACUUUCCUUGAUGAACCCAAUGGUCUUACGGCAUGCAUACUGUGUACAAACUGUGACCCUGGCUUUGGUUUGACGGUAAAGCAGUCAUGUAGACCUUCAUCAGACACGGUGUGUGGGACACUGGAGGGGUUCUACUGUCAUGACCCAACUAAGGAUGGUUGUAGAGCAGCCCAGAGACACAGCAGCUGUAAACCUGGUCAAUACAUCAGUGACACAGGAACAACAUCUACAGAUACUGUGUGUUCUGACUGUACUGGUGAUGCCUAUUCAGAUGGAUCAUUUACAUCCUGCCAGCCACACACACAAUGUGAUACCUUGAAGCUUCAGCAAAUUAAACCUGGAACUCAUUGGUCCGAUUCUGAAUGUGGACCACAGACCUCCCUUUCCAUAGCUGUAAUAAUAUCUGCUGUGGUGGUGUUACUAGCUUUGAUAGCAGCAGUGACGGCAGUAGCUAUUAGGAAAAAAAGAAAAGAUCCUGUAUCCGGUGAGAUUAUUUGGAGGAAUUGUACAGUUUCAUUUAUUGUUUUAAUUGCCCAGAUGAACAAGUGAGAAACAUCCAACACUGAAUCAAAUCACAUUUUAUUUGUCAUAUGUGCCAAAUACAACGGGUGUAGACUUUACUGUGAAAUGCUUGCUUACAA
Molecule: messenger RNA, 725 nt
Organism: Salvelinus sp. IW2-2015
Lineage: Eukaryota; Metazoa; Chordata; Actinopteri; Salmoniformes; Salmonidae
Product: tumor necrosis factor receptor superfamily member 14-like
Biological process (GO): apoptotic process; negative regulation of alpha-beta T cell proliferation; defense response to Gram-positive bacterium
Cellular component (GO): membrane; external side of plasma membrane
Molecular function (GO): transmembrane signaling receptor activity; protein binding
Source: RefSeq, a predicted model, not a curated record